CCUGCAUAGCGCAUGGACCUUCGAGACUCCUCCGUUACAAAAGAAUCUGAGACUCGUGUCUUCCGCGGUUCUUCGCUUGUUUCACCUCCCCUCAUGCCAGCUGGAUUAUAUCAUAUGUCUGUUCGCAAAGUUCGAGUCCAGACUAAUAUACCACUCACGCUUGGGGCAUAUCCGCGAUUCGGACAAGAGCCGGAAUCCCUGCCAUUUUUGGGUGUAGUGAGUAUGAUGAAUCAGAAAGGAAAAGAAAAGAAAAAACUUGUCUCAGUCCAUCAUUUUGCUGCUAUACCGAAAUGAAGCGAAGGAUUCACCAGAAUUCCAGCC
Molecule: messenger RNA, 321 nt
Organism: Aspergillus homomorphus CBS 101889
Lineage: Eukaryota; Fungi; Ascomycota; Eurotiomycetes; Eurotiales; Aspergillaceae
Exons: 2
Coding region: 13-294 (93 amino acids)
Source: RefSeq, a predicted model, not a curated record